Molecule: messenger RNA, 681 nt
Organism: Oncorhynchus kisutch (coho salmon)
Lineage: Eukaryota; Metazoa; Chordata; Actinopteri; Salmoniformes; Salmonidae
Gene: cox6c
Product: cytochrome c oxidase subunit 6C
Exons: 4
Coding region: 342-572 (76 amino acids)
Source: RefSeq, a predicted model, not a curated record
UACGCCAACACCAUCUGUUCAUUAAUUCAAUCUUGUGGACGAAAUAUGAAAAAUCAAUUAACGCAUUCGAAAUGAUUAUCCGUCUUAGUUAAAUUCGGAUAUUGAUUGAAAGAACAAUACACGAAUCGGUCGGGAACCCUGCACUUGAACUUGGCUAUCUCUGAUCAUUUUUGUGCCCAUGACAUUUCCGUAGAUGGACGUUUCGCGUGUCUCGGAUUGGCCACUUUAUUUACUCUGAUUGUCCCUUCGCGAGACCAAUAGUAUUCCUUCCGGAAGAUCAACGCCUCAGUGUCGCGCUAACAUAUUUUGGUGAAGGUCGUGAGUUCUUCUUGUACUCCACAAUGUCUCUGGCUAAGCCUGCAAUGCGAGGACUCCUCGGGAAGCGUCUGAGGUUCCACCUGCCCAUCGCCUUCGCCCUGUCAGUGGUGGCUGCAGCAGCUUUCAAGUACGGCGUAACAGAACCAAGGAAACAGGCCUAUGCCGAUUUCUACAAACAUUAUGAUGCCACAAAGGAGUUCAACAACAUGAGGGAAGCUGGUAUUUUUGAAAGUGUCAGGCCAACUGGUGAAUAAACCCCCGUUGCAUCCCAUUGUGCAUUCCUGGUCUGAUGUUCCUGCUCUGUGAUUGACUGAUCGAACAUUGCUGUUAUGUUCUCAUAAAUAAACUAUUCUCUCUAUGGGU